Molecule: messenger RNA, 1624 nt
Organism: Xiphophorus maculatus (southern platyfish)
Lineage: Eukaryota; Metazoa; Chordata; Actinopteri; Cyprinodontiformes; Poeciliidae
Gene: tnfrsf1b
Product: tumor necrosis factor receptor superfamily member 1B
Exons: 8
Coding region: 99-1415 (438 amino acids)
Biological process (GO): positive regulation of endothelial cell apoptotic process; immune response; inflammatory response
Cellular component (GO): external side of plasma membrane; CD40 receptor complex; membrane
Molecular function (GO): protein binding; transmembrane signaling receptor activity; antigen binding
Source: RefSeq, a predicted model, not a curated record
UUGAUGGUUUGAGCUCAGAUGACCCGCCCUCGUGAGCAGCACACACACGCUGCCUGCUGCAAGCUCCGCUCCGCUCUGUAAUUCACUCUGGAGAAGCGAUGAAGGACAUACUGGUACUGCUGCUUCUGCUGACUCUCCGAACUAUCAAGGUUUCCUCACUCCCAUAUCAGCCUGACUCCAAUGGAAAUUGUCGCAACCUGACAACAGAAUACUUGCAUGAUGGUAUUAACUUGUGCUGCAAGAAAUGCCCCCCUGGGCAACGACUGAGGCAAGAGUGCUCUAGAAACUCCGACUCUGAAUGUGAACCAUGUGGAUCAGACCAGUACAUCGAGACCUGGAACUACACCCCAAACUGCUUGUCCUGCACCAAGUGCAAAGAGAAAAAAGGUCUUGUGAAUCACCAGGACUGCACCUCAACCAGAAACGCCAAGUGUGUUUGCAAAUCUGGGAUGUUCUGUGAGAUGGGGUUUAAUAAUCCAUUCUGCACAGACUGUAGGGAGUAUAGAGUUUGCAGACCUGGAUUAAGAGUUUCUGUGCCAGGCACGCUGAACUCUGAUGUGAAGUGUGAGAAAUGCCCCACCAAUCCCUGUCCGCUUCGUACAACAGUACAAACGGUAACGACUACAGUUACAGUAAACGCCACAACGCCACGAGGCCCGCGGCAGAUGACGCAGCCUGUCAGGUCUCACCUAACCCUGGAACCCAAAGGCCCUAAACCAGAACAACCCAUCAGUGAAAUGGUUGCGGUCAUUGCUGGUGCCUCUGGAUUCCUUUUGUUUCUUAUCAUCGUCUUCCUCCUGCUGAUACUUUGCAAACGAAAGAAAACUAGAGAUUCUGGACACUUGUCACCUAAGGUAGAUGCAAAUGGAAACUGUGAGGCAGCAGAACAGAAUGGUCACAGCAACUUCUCUCAGAUGAUUUCAUACAAACUUACCUCACCGGAGCAAAUGUGUCUGCUGGAGAAAGGGGAAGUCACCAGUGACCAAAGUGUGAGCAGCAGCGAUACCGAAACUUCAACCAGGGCAGAUGGUUCCAGCAGCCAUGAGUCCCUCAGGCCUCUACAACCAACUUUAGGCCUUGACAAUGCAGCGUCUCUCCUGUCGGAGCCCAUGACCUUACAGUCCUUCACGGACCCCGCCGCUCCUCAACGCAGCAUCAGCACACAGAGCUCCUCUCAGCCCACCAGCCCGCAGAUUGUCAGCCCCGUAACGAACAGUCCCCACGUCAACGUCAACAUCACUUUGCAUAUAGGAAAUGGUUCCUGUGGGACGCCAUCUUUUCAGCCGACAGACUUUAACCAAGUGGAGCAUCAACUUCCCUUUGGACAGGAAGAGGAGUCCGUCAGCUCUCCUCAGCAAGAGGCAGGCAAACUGUCGUUUAUGUCAGUCGAGGAGAGCCCCAGCUAUUGCACAUGAAAACUCCUGUCCCUUCUGAACAUUUUUUUAAUAUUACUUUAAAAAGCUUUGACUGAAAGAAUGUGCAGCAAAAACCCAGUGCUUUGUUUUGUCGUCAGCUGUUACUUUAUGGGUAUGUGUAUAUAUUGUUUGUUGUUGUACAUAAAUGUUCUAAAUAUAGAUUUAUUAAACUUUUUUUUUUUUUUUUUUACAUAUAUUUCUGAUUUGUA